Molecule: messenger RNA, 4957 nt
Organism: Castor canadensis (American beaver)
Lineage: Eukaryota; Metazoa; Chordata; Mammalia; Rodentia; Castoridae
Source: RefSeq, a predicted model, not a curated record
CGCACUCACCGGCCCGAGGGCCCACGGAGCGCCCCGAGCGUCGCCCGCCCGACUGCUGCUGUUCCUGUGCCUUCUGGCUACGACGCGCCCGAGCCUGGCGGACGGUGACCUCCCAGGUGCGAGGGGUGCAUGGCGGACCGUGGAAGGAGCGCGGACGGCUGAUGGCGCGGGAGAGGCGCGGGGAUGCUGGUGAAGCUGGUGAAGGCAGUGGCCUCCCAUUGGCUGGGCGUGGGUGACCCCAGGAAGCAACGUGGGCACCGCGGCGCUGUGGGCUGCCUCGGCCCGUGGGGAGUGAUAUGCAAUGCAUUGCGCCCCGCAGGUUCGGGGGCGUUGAUAUUAGGAUUCAGCUUUUACAAGUCUACCUGUUCGAGAAGAAAUGAUGGCAAAAUACUCUAAUUUUCCUGUGGAGAGUCAUAACAUAUCACUGACAGAACGUUCUAGUACGCCAGUAGAAAAAAAUAUCACUUUGGAAAAGCCUGCUAAUAUGGAACUCACAUGCCAAUUCAGAACAUCUGGGGAUUUGAAUUCAGUAAAUGUGACUUGGAAGAAAGGUGAAGAGCAACUUGAAAGUAAUUAUCUUGUCAAUACAACAGGAAAUACCCUGUACACCCAAUACAUGUUCACCAUCAUUAACAGCAAACAAAUGGGAAGUUAUUCUUGUUUAUUUGAAGAGGAAACAGAACAAAGGGGAACAUUUAAUAUUAAAGUUCCUGCACUUCAUGGAAAAAAUAAGCCAUUGAUCACUUAUGUGGGGGACUCUACUGUUUUGAUGUGUAAGUGUCAAGAUUGUCAUCCAUUAAAUUGGACCUGGUACAGUGGUAAUGGUAGUGAACAGAUUCCUAUUGAUGUCCACAUGAAUGAUAAGUAUGUUGUCAGUGGAAUGUACGCUAAUGAAACAAAGAUCAAGAUAAAGCAUCUUUUGGAGGAAGACAGGGGAUCCUACUGGUGCCGUGCAAUAUUCCAACUAGGCGAAAGCGAGGAGCGCAUUGAACUCAUCGUGCUGAGUUUCUUGGUGCCCCUCAAACCAUUUCUUGCAAUAGUUGCAGAAGUUGCUCUUCUAGUGACUAUUAUUCUGCUCUGUGAAGUGUACACAAGGAAGAAAAAAGAGCAGGGACCAGAUGAUGGGAAAGAAUUUGAACAAAUUGAACAGUUGAAAUCAGAUGAUAGCAAUGGUAUAGAAAAUAAUGCCCCCAGGCUCAGGAAAAAUGAAUCUGUGGACCAAUGAAGGGAGAGGAUCCAGUCAACAGUUGUGGGAAGAUGUACAGUUUGCCUUUCAGCUUUGUUUAUCCUUCCUUUUAAGAGCAUCCGAGUUUUUAUUUUUUUAAAGAUGAAAAAUAUGCACAGCAGUAGCUUCCUAAAUAAUGUAUGCUGUUUCAGAUCUAAGGAUGUAUUUUCCUUUGUAAUUAUUUUACACUAAAGCAAGGUAAAUUGUUUUAAAUGUGUUCUAUGAGAUGUAUAACCCAGGAUAAUUACCUACCCACUGUGAUACUGAAAAUUUGUGUGUUCACUAGGUAAUGGAUACUUUGUGUUUUUGCUAAUGAUGGUUACUUUACAAGAAGACAUACUUUUAAUCCUUUCAUAAUUGUAUAGGGCAUGGGAAUAAAACCAUGUGCUCAUCCCAAAGCGGUCACUACAAAAGCAAAUCUCCCAUCCUUGUUCUACUCAUUGUCAUUGCUCUUUCACACCAUGCCAAAGUGCCUCUUAGUCUCCAAGUAGAACCUUGCUGUGUUUUGUUUUGUUUAUUUCCUAUGGAUUUGGACUUCUUUGGGUCCAUGUGGUGUUGAUUGUUUAGGAUGUAGAUGCAUAUAGUCACAAUGCAGCAUUGCAGCAUUACUCCCUGGAUGCUUUUGUGGCUCAUUGUUUCCUGGUAACUUUGAUACCUAGUUUUUGCUAUACAUGGCUGGUUAAAUAUAAUACAUAAAAAUGCACUGUUAGUGUUUUUACAGUAACAAUGCCUUUCACUGAAACCCAGAGGUACUAAAGUACUUUUAUUUUAAUGCAAAUGCCUUAGACUCAUCUUCAACAAUGGGAUGUUUCUACUGCAUAUGUAAUAGAAAUAUUUCAAAAUUUACUACAAACAAAUCAAAUAAACCCCAAAUGGACAUGAAAAGUUGUCAAUGGCUUUAAAUGAAAUAUUAAAAUCUGACUCAGGAUACCAGACUUAGUGUCUUUGCAGUUGGAGGGUUCAGUGUCCUACUGCUUCAUGGCAGUAGGGAUAAGAAUAAUCAGAAGCCAAGAGGAAGAGCAGGUGGUGAUGAAAAAUGCACAGCUCUUGGUGAUGAAGGGAUUAGAUUUUAGGGGGAGAGGAACUGAAUGAUCUGAUAACAAAUACUUCAUAGAAAUUUCACACCUUGUAUAUUGGCUAAGAAUAUUACAACAUUCUGGUAGUUGAAAAUUAGGACAUCCUAACUAAUGUUUACCAAUAUUACUAGCACAAAUAAUAUACAUAAACAAGCUAUUUAGCAGCUGCUCAAUGUUUUGUUGCUGCAAAAAAUGCAGUAUUUUGUUGUAAAGUAUGUUAACUGUACAUGUAAAUUUUAUUGUACCAGAAUACACUCCUUUGUGUCAGACUUCAUUUUAUUCUUGGUCUCAGAGCCAUGCAUUUAUUUCAAUUUAAUUCAUUAUUAAUUUGACAAAAUUAUCUUGGGUGGUAUGAGGACAAUUAGCUUAAUUCAUCUAAACUUUUUGAAUUCUGUGAAAAAUUUGUUAAACCUGUUACUUGAAUAAGUCUUAUUCAAAGCAGUAUAUCUGUGACUGGGUGUAUACAAAAUUCAAAACUAUAUCACUCACGUAUAGUAUGCAUCCAUAUUUUACUUCCACUGACUAUUUACACUAAAAUAGUUUUCAAGCAAAAAGAAUUGCUGUCCCAAGAUUUUAAAAAAUCUGAAAUAUUUAUGUAUUAGUUGAAGUUCUAAGUGGCAAUUCUUGCCUUUUUAUUUUUUCUAGUAAAGACAGUUAUCUCCAACAUUAAGUAGAAAAAGUACUCAAACAUUAAGUUGAUUUUUGGCUUUUCAGUGUCUCUUUGGAGGACUUUUGGAAGAUUAUUUCCCCACUGUUUGAUUACAAAUGGAGUGCUUCCAUUAACUAAGCUCCUGCAGAUAGCAAACGGAUUGACUAAGGACCAACUGUAAAUUGGCCAAGAAUAAGUUGCAGAAAAGCUGAAGUAGUGAAACUAUUCCUGGUUUAUGUUAGACACCUUAGGGAAUUCUAUUAAUUCUUCCAGUUGAUGGGGUUUUUACUGUAUUAGGUAUAUUUAAUGAUGUCAUAAAAUUCCCAGACACUUUCAUAUUCAGUUUAUACUAAAUGUAAAUCUUCUUUUACAAUCUUUUUGUUUUUCCCUGGCGUCUGGUUAUUCAAGCUGAAACGUAAGAUUCAUUGUGAUAGUCUCUUUCUCUUUACUUGUCAGUCAUGAACUCUGUUACUUUGACCUUCCCCAUUAACUCCCCCACCUGACCCUCAAUAGCUGCAGUAACUAAGGUAUUGAUUUUCCUACCUCAGUCUCCUCUUGUAUCACUCUUGUAUCAUCUUUUGCAUUGCUGCUCAAGUCCUUUUUCUUUGUGUAUGUGUGGUAUUAGGGUUUCAACUCAGAGCCUUACCCCAUUCCUUUCCCCACUCCCUAGUGGUUAAGUCCUUUUUCUGAAACAGGAAGAUCUCACUUUGCAAUUUAAUGUGGGAGAUUCCUGGUUGGUCUCCUUUGCCAUUUAUUAAUGCACUCCACCAAAUUGUUAACCUCCUUCCAGUGUCUCAAACUAGCCUUGAUGUGAAGAGAUUGGGCCCAGAUGUUUUUUUCCAGUACUUCUCCCACUUCACUAGGUCAAGAUUCACUUUCAAGACUUUAAUCUGGUUUUACAUCUUGGAGGAGCCCUCGUGCCAGUGGAGCAGGCACUGUCUAUGUGUUCUAAUACUUCCACAGUUUUUUGUGUUAAUUACCCAGCUUUAUAAAUAUAUACUUGUUGGUUUCUUUCCUGGAUUCUGUCUUAUUUUUGUGUCCUGUAUCUACCACAGGGGGAGUAAAUUAGAGAUGUUUUGAACUAUAUUGUUGAUUCGAUGAAUAUAUAAAUAAAAAUCAAAUUUCAUAAUUUUUACUUAUUUGUACAAAAACACUUUAGAUUGUGACACAUCAGCAUUGAAGAAAAGAACAUUUUGACAGAGAAAAAUAAGCUAUAUAACUUCCUAAACUAUUUUGCAAAGUACAUUGCUUUUGGUUCAUUUAAAUUCCUGUUGUCCCAUGUUCAUGGACAGUACAUAGGUAAGCGUUAUUUUAUCAGUUUUUGAGAACAAUACAUUGACUUGAAAGAAUUUCAGUAAAUGUAGUCCUUUGUACUGUACAGAAUUGAUAUUUCUUGUAUCUGUUCCACUGAUACUGUCAUUCCAGUUCCCACCUCUGCCAGUACCUUAUGUCAUCUCAGAACAUCUCAGAAUUCACUUCAGAAUUUAAUCUUAAAAAACAUUUGAAGUCUUUUAGUUUAGUUUUGAUCACUGAAAGCAUGUCUUCUGUCAAAUUCAUCCACCAUUUCUGAUUGCUUAUUUAAAUAGGUUUAUGAAAAAUGAUUUACGUCUCCAUAAGAAAAUGAAUCUUUUAUAACUGAAAAGAAUUAGGAGCUUAUUGAAUAGGAAAAGUCCAAGUAUGUGUUCCAGUAUUAAUUAAAAGGCACAGUGACCUAUUUGUAUUUCCUGAAUAAAUAUUGAAUGAAUGAAAAAUAGAGGAAUGACUUAAUUAUUUUGGAAUCUUAAACAUCUUUAUAUAUUUAUGUACUUUCUCCUUUUUUUAUUUUUUAUUUUUGUGGUGCUGGGGUUUAAAUUCAGGGACUUGUACUUGCUAGCCAGGUGACCUACCAUUUGAGCCACUUCACCACACCUGCCCUUUUUGCGAUGGUGGUUCUUCCUCCUCCUCCUCCUUCUUCCUUUUCUUUCUUCUUCCUCCUCCUGCUCUUUUUCUUUCUUUAUUGUAAUGGGG